Cryptococcus amylolentus CBS 6039 is the source of this 2297-nucleotide messenger RNA. Its product is annotated as calcium/proton exchanger. Gene Ontology annotation, molecular function: calcium:proton antiporter activity. The transcript is spliced from 9 exons. Gene Ontology annotation, cellular component: fungal-type vacuole membrane. Gene Ontology annotation, biological process: intracellular calcium ion homeostasis; calcium ion transmembrane transport. Bases 78 to 1877 code for a protein of 599 amino acids. The record is from RefSeq and is a predicted model, not a curated record. NCBI's taxonomy places the organism in Eukaryota, Fungi, Basidiomycota, Tremellomycetes, Tremellales, Cryptococcaceae.
CCGCCCCUGCCCCUGCCCCCGCCCGAUCGCUGUCUUAUUUUUACCGAUUCUCUAGCGCACACCCCUGAUAAUUCACCAUGGCCCAAAUACAAAACAACGACCCCGCCCAGCCCGCCUCCUUCACCGACUCCCCGCUAAACUCCCCCGCCCUUCCUCCCGCCGAAACAGCCACCUACCGCUCGACAGACCAUGUCAAUGCCUCCACCACCAACCUCAGCCCCGAGCUGCCACAGGAAAACGCUGCAUCGGGUAGUGGCGCUGGAGCUGUCCCCGCAGCAUCUGGGCCUGGGGCUGGCACAGGCCCCCGCCGCCGUCAAGGCGGUUCGCGCCAGGUGACCAUGGACCCCAAUAGCCCGGAUCGUCGAGAGACGUCCGAGAGCGCGCGGUCGAGGCCGAGCAGGAGGCAAAGCACUGUCGACCCCAACAUGGGGCUGGUACGGAGGGUGACCACGGUGCUGUUCACGCCGCAAAAAAAGAUCGGCAAGGCGCCGACUUAUGUGCAGAGUUUCAAGGCUGCUAUAUGUAGCACUUGGCUCAACGUGCUGCUGGUGUUUAUCCCAGUUAGCUGGGCACUGCACUUUGUCCAAGCGGGUGGCAACGACAAGAUCACCGACACUGCCGUCUUUAUCACCGCCUUUAUUGCCAUCAUUCCUCUCGCUGGUCUAUUGGGUUUCGCCACUGAAGAAGCAGCCCUCCGACUCGGCCAAACACUCGGUGGUCUGCUCAACGCUACUUUAGGAAACGCCGUCGAAUUGAUCGUCGCCAUCCUCGCCCUCGUCAAAUGUGAACUCCAAGUCGUCCAAUCCUCCCUCGUCGGCUCCAUCCUCUCCAACAUCCUGCUCGUCCUCGGCAUGUGCUUUUUCGCCGGCGGUGUGCGUUUCGAAGAACAGACCAUCCAAGUCACCGCCUCCCAGCUCAACUCGUCGCUCCUCUUGAUCGCCGUCAUCGCCGUCCUCAUCCCGUCUGCCUACCAUUUCAGUAUCGCCGCGAGCGAUUCGAAUGUCGAUGCGAGCGAGCUGGCCAGUGGGGAGGGGAGUGAACUCUUGGCUCUCAGUCAUGGUGUUGCCAUCCUCUUGUUGAUCCUCUACUUGGGUUACCUGAUGUUCCAAAUGUUCACCCACGCCGCACUCUACGUCGACGACACCCACACAGGCUCCACCUACUAUCCCGAAAAAGUCACCAACGUCUCUGACAAGUUUCGCCGCAACUUUCACCGCAACAAGAAGCACGACGAGGAAGAAGGCCUCUCGACCUCUUCCACUGUGGUUUCUGAGACUUCCGGGACAGGGCCCGAAGGUUCGGCCGCUGUGAGCGCAGAGAGGAAUGAGGAGGAGGAGGAGGAAGAGGAGGAGGUGCCGCAGAUGAAUGUCGUCACUACUAUCGGUUUGAUGGUCCUCAUCACCGUCCUUGUCGGUGUCACCUCUGAGUUCCUCGUCGACUCUAUCAACGGUCUCGUAGAAGCCCACCCGAGCUUGUCUGCCGAGUGGGUCGGUCUCAUCUUGCUCCCUAUCGUUGGUAACGCCGCGGAACACUACACCGCCGUCAUCUCCAGCGUCAAAGACCGCAUGUCCCUCUCCAUCUCUGUCGCCGUCGGGUCGUCCAUCCAGAUCGCCUUGUUUGUCAUUCCGGUUAUGGAGCUGCUGGCGUGGACUAUUGGGAAACCCAUGACUUUGCUCUUUGACGCGUACGAGUCUAUAGUGCUUUUCCUGUCUGUUUUGAUCGUUAACCAGACGCUCGCUGAUGGGCGAUCCAACUGGAUGGAAGGUAUGGUGCUUAUGAUGCUCUACAUCAUCAUUGCUGUUUCGUUCUGGUACUACCCUGGAUCAUCGACAGCAACGCUUUUGGGUUGUUCCGACUCUUCCAGCGUGGUCGGUUAAAGAUCAACCCAACCAUGCCCAGCAACCAGUAAAACAAAAGCGCUCAAAGCACAAGAAAAGCCCGCCGUAUAAUGUCCACUUACCACCCUUCUUCCCUGUAAUCUUUUUUAUGUAGAGUAUAGUAUACCACCCCUUAUCACCUUGCUUUCUUUUUUUCUUUCAUACACGUACCCCCAUACCCGAUACCUGAUACCCCCACCCCCAGGCCUUUGAUGCCUCCCCCCUCGUUAUCUCUUUUCAUUCGUCUUAAAUUCGACAUUCGAUAUUUCGAUGAUGGCCUCUUUUUGCUUUUCUUUUGCGAGAAAGGUGUUAUCUACCCUUGAGAGCUCUCGUUAUCUUUCGUCUGGCUAUCAGCUCGCGUAUUUAUGGCCAGUUGCUUUUUGGCAAGCUUAUGUACUAUAUGAAUCAUUUCUAGAAGGG